Molecule: messenger RNA, 417 nt
Organism: Pseudomassariella vexata
Lineage: Eukaryota; Fungi; Ascomycota; Sordariomycetes; Amphisphaeriales; Pseudomassariaceae
Product: ribosomal L40e family-domain-containing protein
Exons: 5
Coding region: 1-417 (138 amino acids)
Biological process (GO): translation
Cellular component (GO): ribosome
Molecular function (GO): structural constituent of ribosome
Source: RefSeq, a predicted model, not a curated record
AUGAUUGAGCCAUCCCUUAAGAUGCUAGCCUCGCGCUACAACUGCGACAAGAUGAUCUGUCGUAAAUGCUAUGCGCGGCUCCCUCCACGUGCCACAAAUUGCCGGAAGCGCAAGUGUGGACACACCAACCAGCUCCGCCCCAAGAAGAAGUGCGUCUGCGAGCAAACCCUAUCAGAUCCCCUGAUCACUAACUCAAGUGAUUUACAGGCUGAAGUAAAUAAUUCUCGACGAUUGCUCAGGUUAUGGGGUUGGGAUUAUGCACGUGGUUUAUCCUUUGGGACGCGAAAAAUUUGCCAUGGAAGGAAGGGCACCGGCGUUCGAUCUGAGAAAAUAGAUGAAAGCACGAUGAGAACUAGGGUCCUAGUAGGACAAAAUGCAAUUCCCGCCCGAGUCUCACGAACCCCCGGGCCUUUCUAG